AAACACAUUGAGUUAUCGUUGAACCGUCCAGAUCCAGGCAAAUCAGUUGUUAAUAGAAUUCUUUGUUUUAAGAACAUCAUAACUCCAAAAUUGAUCAAGUAUGGUGUCCAUUAUAAAAAAUAUUGAAGAUUUUGAAAAGAAAAUGGCCAAUGCAGGCGAUAAGUUGGUUGUUCUCGACUUUUAUGCCACCUGGUGUGGUCCUUGUAAGGAUAUGGAUCCUCAUGUGCGUAAAUUGACGCAAAAGCAUAAAGACCAAGUGAUAGCGCUAAAGAUCAACGUUGAUAAGUUCGAAGAAAUCGCCGACUAUUAUAAAGUAAAAAGUAUGCCAACAUUUGUCUUCAUCAAAAAUAAGAAACGUUUGUCCAGCUUUGCGGGAGCCGACGAAAUACUGUUGAAGGAGAGAAUUGAGAAGCUAAUAAAGUAGUGGCACCUUAGUAAAACCAAAAGUUAGGUUAAGAAGAAGACAUCUGUGAUGUUUUUAAAAUAGUUUUAAAUUGAUGUGUAUUUGUUUGUACUACUUUUUGACUUGAAAAAUUAAUUUUGUGUUUGUCAAAUAAAUAUUUUUACCCAAAAAAAUUAUUAUGAUGAUUUAAGUCUGCGAUGUCAA
Stomoxys calcitrans (stable fly) is the source of this 607-nucleotide messenger RNA. Its product is annotated as thioredoxin-1. The record is from RefSeq and is a predicted model, not a curated record. Bases 101 to 424 code for a protein of 107 amino acids. Lineage: Eukaryota; Metazoa; Arthropoda; Insecta; Diptera; Muscidae. The transcript has a single exon. Gene Ontology annotation, molecular function: protein-disulfide reductase activity.